AUGGCCAUGACCGCGGCGGCCGCCUGGCUCCCGUCGACCGCCUCCCGCCGGAGAAUCUUAGCCUCUCCGCUCCCUCCGUUGGCGGCCCCUAUCUCCAUCCACAUGCCACGGCGGGCGCCGCCUCCUCGUCCCAUCCCCCCAAAGCCGCGCCUCGUCGUCGCCUCCGCGCAGUUCGAUUUCUCCAGAGCUGUUCAAACGGCAUGGAGGGUCGGUAACGAUGCCGUGGAGGCAGGAAGUAAUCUUGUCCCAGGUUCAGUUCCACGACCAAUUGCUAGGAUAGGUGUUGCCUUUGCCGCUGUGGCAGUCGCCCUUUUCCUUGUUAAAUCCGUUGUGUCCACUGCAUUAUUUGUUUUGGCAAUGAUGGGCCUCAUAUAUCUCGGCUUCCUGGCUAUGAACCCAAAGGAGGCCUCCGGCUCUAGGUUGGAUGAAGCAAUGGGCGACCCAUCGGAAGACCCUGUUGAAGAGGCCCGAAGGAUAAUGGAGAAAUACAAGUAA
Miscanthus lutarioriparius is the source of this 495-nucleotide messenger RNA. The record is from the annotation of a GenBank genome assembly. Lineage: Eukaryota; Viridiplantae; Streptophyta; Magnoliopsida; Poales; Poaceae.